Messenger RNA from Cylindrotheca closterium, 996 nucleotides. The record is from the annotation of a GenBank genome assembly. NCBI's taxonomy places the organism in Eukaryota, Bacillariophyta, Bacillariophyceae, Bacillariales, Bacillariaceae.
AUGAGAAAGAAGGCACGGUUGAAGAGAUUGCAUAUCUCAUUAUACCAGGCUAUCGUGUCAAAGGUAAAAUCACAAAAGAAAGGAGAGUUUCAAGAUGACAACGUGUUGAGCGCUGAAGCAGGAAGAAAGAUAACCGAACGGGCGCAUAACUUGAUGUUCCAGCAGAGUGGAACUGAGAAGAAAGCAACUUACAAUGUGGAUGAGGCGUUGGUGAUUUCACGCGUCAUGCAACAGAUUCGUGACGAGGUGUACACAAGGGAUGGGGUGUCAUUUAUUCAGCAGCAUUAUCUUAACAAAGGAUUAAAGAUUUUCAAAGAACGGGGAAAAGAAGCUGCACUCAAGGAACUUGAUCAACUGAUCAAACGAAGUUGUUGGACACCCAUCAGCAUUGGUGAAUUGACUGAAUCCGAGAAGAGGAAAGCAGUCGAUGCAAUGAUGUUACUGGCAGAGAAAAACAGUGGUGAUAUCAAAGGUUGUUUUGUAUAUAAAGGAAAUGAGACAAGAGACUGGCUGUCUCAAGAGGACACAGCUAGCCCAACCACAUCGCAUGAAGGUAUCUGUUGCACAGGAGUGAUUGACGUGCACGAAGGUAGAUGCAUGAUGUCAAUGGACAUUCCGAAUGCAUUCAUUCAGACCUUGAUGCCAGAUUUAGGUGACGGAGAAGAUCGGGUGAUCAUGAAGGUAACUGGACUGAUGGUCCAAUAUAUGAUCAAUUUGGACCCGACCUAUCGCGAUUAUGUUGUUUAUGAGAAUGGCAAGAGCGUGAUCUAUGUUGUGAUCCUUUGUGCCAUAUAUGGGAUGUUGCAGGCCUUGUUGCUGUGGUAUCGAAAUCUGAGAGCUUCUCUAGAGGAGUAUGGCUUUGUUUUUAAUCGAUAUGAUCCCUGCAUUGCCAACAGAAUGGUUAAUGGCAAACAAUUGACAAUCAGGUUCCAUGUUGAUGACAUUUUGGCGAGUCACAUGGAACAACAAGUACUUGAAGAUUUUUCACAUGGGUGA